AGGAGGAGGAGGAGGGUUGGUGACCACUUGAAUUUGAAAUUUUAAAAACCUCUCAUGUCGCCUUCAAACCUACUGAAAAGUCUGUUCUGCAUACCAUCUUCAGAGUUUCUAGAUCAGUAAAUACUUUUUAAUGUAAGAUUUUUUUUAAAUCGAAAACUCAAGGUUGUCAAUUUGACACGCAGGUCAUGACAACAGUCAUGACGACGGUGGAAAGUUUUAAAUGGACCACGUUAAGGUUGUAGGACAGAGUUAUUAGGGGAGAGCGGUGUCAGUUGUUACACUAGUGAAAGCUUCAAUCAGCAGCAUGUUACAGUGGUGAGAUCCUCUGCGCAUGCUCAGUAGCAUCACCUGACUUAAUCACAGCUCUGGACAAUGUAUCAUCAGAAGUCAGAAUCUGAGCCAGAACGACGCGGCAGUCCGGUCCGGACUGAUUACUGACCUCAGCAGUGCGCGCUCACGGAAGACCGUAUACGAGACCUGGACGCGGAAGGAGUGAGAGGACGGAGAGGAGGAGGAAGAGGAGAGCAGCACGAACCCCCCAGCAUGACUCUGGGGACGGACGUGUCGGAGAGCCCGGCGCUGUCCGACGACGUGGACAUCGACGUGGUCGGUGGCGACGGCGUGAGAGACGGGAAAUAUCUGCGCCAUCCUCGCGUUUUCCACCCGGACCACGACUCCGACGACCCUCUGUCGUCCCACGAGGCCGGGGAGGGAGCCGCCAGCGGGUCCGAGUGCCCGGAUGACGACCGCGUCGGGGCUCGGGGCGAAUCCGGAGAAGGCGCUGACCCGUUAAUCGGGGACAAACCGGUGAAAAACGCACUCGUGAAGCCGCCGUAUUCGUACAUCGCGUUAAUCACGAUGGCCAUCUUGCAGAGCCCGAAGAAACGGCUGACGCUGAGCGAGAUCUGCGAGUUCAUCAGCAACAGGUUCCCGUACUACCGCGAAAAGUUCCCAGCGUGGCAGAACUCCAUCCGGCACAACCUUUCGCUCAACGACUGCUUCGUCAAGAUCCCACGCGAACCCGGUAAUCCGGGAAAGGGCAACUACUGGACGCUGGACCCGGAGUCGGCCGACAUGUUUGACAACGGCAGCUUUCUGCGCAGGCGGAAGCGCUUCAAGAGACACCAGAACAGCGACGUGGUUCUCCGCGACGCGGGUGGAUUCCUGCCGGGAUUUGGAUACGGCCCUUACGGCUGUUACGGCCCUGGUGCCGGUGGCGCUGGCGGCUACGGACUGGCGCUGCAGAACUUCCACGCGUACCAUCACCACCACCACCACCACCACCCAGCUGGGACGUUCCCUUUCCAGGGCGCGCCGUGUCCCCUUCCCGCCGUGCCCUCUUCCAUCUUCUCCUCGUCGCCGCAUACCGUGCCGCCUUCUCUGCUGGGAGCAGAUCUAAGGAAGCCCUUCUACCCGCAGCUCGGUCCCGCACUUGCGCCUCAAAAAACGGACACGAACACGUCGCGCCGCCCGUCUUUCUCCAUAGACAACAUCAUCGGCGCGACCAGCUCGCCGCCCUCGGCGCCCUACAGCGCGCAGUUACCGGCGGGUCAGGCGCAGAUCUUAGCCAUGCUCACCCCGCCGUCCUCCAACCACUUGAACCUCUCUCCGGAAACGAUCGCACCCAGCUCGUGCACGGACUUCCUCCGGUAAAACGAGGACGACGAACUUUUAAAUUUGUUUUUUUGUUUUGUUUUUUUUUUUGAGAGUUUCUAGUCAUUUUUUCCCAGAACGGCAAGCGAGCCUGAAUGCGCCGCGGUCCGUUUUUAAAAUCCGACAUUUUGCCAAGGUAGGAACUGACUUUUUGUGAGGCUAAAAAUUCUCUCUUUUUUUUUUGUGGAAAUUUGAGAGUAAACAAAAACAAACAAAGAAAAACUUAAUUAAUUACGUUAUAUUUAUGAACUGUAAAUAUGUACUAUAUUGAGAAACGACAUCAUGUGCAGGCAGAAAUGAACAUUUUAAAAAAGAAAAGGUAGUCCGAGGUUAACCUUUGACCUUUGAUCUCCAGUCCAGCUGUUUUUAAACAGGAAACCAUUCAGUUAAUUUGAUCUCAUUGUGAACAGUGGAUUCUCCUGUCGGCGCGCUUACAGAUUGUUAUUGCUAUUGUUAUGGUUUAUAUAUAUUUUUUGUGAGUUUUGUGAAAAAAAGAAAGCACUGUUUAAUAGUAGAGAGAUCCAAAAUAUCGACUCAGGUGUACUUCUCCUUUUUUUUUUCUUUUUUUUUUUGAAAAGCACAUUGCCAGAGACAGUAGGGUUUCUGCCCGAACAGCGGUAUAUCAGUGUCAAGUAGAGCUGUUUUUUUUUUAUUAUUAUUAUUUUUAAAAAAAUUUUCUAUUAUUUUUAUUUUUUGUCUUUAGACAAAAAAAAAUUGAUGUGGCGUUGAUGUAACUCGCAUUACCUCUCCUCCUGUCUGACUGUGCACACGUUGUUUUUCUUCUUAUUACAUUGAAGAUUAUCUGUGAAGAAAAUGUCGCUAUGUUGUAAAAAAAAAAAAAAAAAAGAAAAAGGGAAAAAAAAAGCAGAUAAACACCCGUCAUGUUCAUAGGUCAUUUGGUUGUAAUGACAAGAAAAUAAAUGUUGUGAAUUUUAAA
Messenger RNA from Pangasianodon hypophthalmus (striped catfish), 2590 nucleotides. RefSeq names its product forkhead box D2 (gene foxd2). Gene Ontology annotation, biological process: anatomical structure morphogenesis; cell differentiation; regulation of transcription by RNA polymerase II. Bases 544 to 1653 code for a protein of 369 amino acids. Gene Ontology annotation, molecular function: DNA-binding transcription factor activity, RNA polymerase II-specific; RNA polymerase II cis-regulatory region sequence-specific DNA binding. The transcript is spliced from 2 exons. NCBI's taxonomy places the organism in Eukaryota, Metazoa, Chordata, Actinopteri, Siluriformes, Pangasiidae. The record is from RefSeq and is a predicted model, not a curated record.